Messenger RNA from Prunus armeniaca (apricot), 417 nucleotides. The record is from the annotation of a GenBank genome assembly. NCBI's taxonomy places the organism in Eukaryota, Viridiplantae, Streptophyta, Magnoliopsida, Rosales, Rosaceae.
AUGCUCUCGUCGAAUGAUGACGGGGUGCCGAAGGCAUCGCUCUUGCCGAAUGAUUACCAGGUGCCGAAGGCAUCGCUCUCGUCGAAUGAUGGUGACGGGAUACCAAAGGCAUCGUUCUCGUCGAAUGAUGACGGGAUGUCGAAGGCAUUGCUCUGGUCAAAUGAUGACGGGGUGCCGAAGGCAUCGCUCUCGUCGAAUGAUGACGGGGUGCUAAAGGCAUCGCUCUCGCUGAAUGAUGAUGACGGGAUGCCGAAGGCAUCGCUCUCGUCGAAUGAUGACGGGGUGCCGAAGGCAUCGCUCUCGCCGAAUGAUUACGAUGUGCCGAAGGCAUCGCUCUCGUCUAAUGAUGACGGGGUGCCGAAGGCAUUGCUCUCGCCAAAUGGUGUGAGGGUGCCGAAGGCAUCUCUCGCGCCCUGA